Messenger RNA from Loxodonta africana (African savanna elephant), 4617 nucleotides. It is a transcript of the gene IQCG, whose product is annotated as IQ motif containing G. Bases 240 to 1601 code for a protein of 453 amino acids. Gene Ontology annotation, biological process: cilium organization; sperm axoneme assembly. The transcript has 10 exons. Gene Ontology annotation, molecular function: protein binding. The record is from RefSeq and is a predicted model, not a curated record. Gene Ontology annotation, cellular component: sperm flagellum; cytoplasm. Lineage: Eukaryota; Metazoa; Chordata; Mammalia; Proboscidea; Elephantidae.
UUAAAUUGCCUACUUAAGAGACCUGCACAAAAUGAUAGAGAUGGUUCUUUCAUUUCUGGGACAGCUCUACUAAGCAAAAGGUGGAGAUACACCACAGUUUUGAUAAUUCUUUACGUUUCUCUUAAUGACAAAGCAAGGCAUAGAAAUUUCUGAAGCAUCAUUCAACACCCCCUUAAGCUGAUCUCAAAAUUUCCUUCCCAUUUUAGGUGGCUGCAUUUUUAUGAGAUUAUAAAUGUACCAUGGAGAGUGAGGAGACUAGUUCAAGAACAAUGGAAAAAGACCAGCUGAAAGCCUCUAACCUUCCUCCAAAAGUUUGGAAUUCUGAGAUGAUGGUGUCAGUGACAGGUGAGCCACCUGGAACUAUAGAAGGAGAAGAAGAAACAGCCCAAGUUAAAGAAAUGGAAAUCAUCCCGGAAUACGUAGGACCACCACUCUCGCUUCUAGAUGUGCUGAGAAUCACUGCAAUUCUAGAGGACGCCACAGACCAGCUCUCUAUUCUAAACUACAUCAUGCCAGUUCAGUACGAAAGAAGUCAAGGCACCAGCUCGAAGAAAAGCAGAGAAGCAAAUUUAGAAGGAAAAAGUGUAGAAAAAUCUCAAGUGAUCUCAGCAACCUCAAAGACAUCCAGUCCAUACUUCCCUAUGAAAGGGCCCAAGUUUCCAGAAAUCAGCCAAGGAGGCCAAUUUGUAGUAGACUCUAACAAAAUGCAGGAUCUUGUCUUCAAUAAACCUACGAGGCAGACCAUAGUGACUGUGGAGACACUGAAGAAAAUCCAGAUUGAUAGGCAGUUUUUCAGUGAUGUCAUUACACAUACCAUGCAGGAGUUGGAAGACUCAGGCACUUUCACCGUUCUCCUGCAAACUUUGGGCAAAGAGAGGGAAGACAAAAUGCAUUUCUACGAUAUCAUUGCUAGCGAGGAGAAAGGAAGAAAACAGAUAAAAUUUCUUCAGAAACAGCUACUGAAUGUCAAAAAAGAACGGCAAGUUGAAGUCCAGAGUCGGAACGAAUAUAUUGCUCACCUCAAGGACCAGUUGCAAGAGAUGAAGGCAAAAACCAACAUGGAGAGUCGCUAUAUGAAGAAAAAUACUGAGCUACAGAUUGCUCAGGCCUACAAAAAAUGUAACAAAGCAGAGGAACUCCUGCUGGAGGAGAUUGAGAAGCUAAGGAUGAAAACUGAAGAAGAGAACCGGAUUCAUACAGAGAUUGAAACUUUCCUUAAAAAGGAGCAGCAGAAACUUGAGGAGAAGCUGGAAUUCUGGAUGGAGAAAUAUGAUAAGGACACAGAAAUGAAACAGAAUGAACUAAAUGCUCUCAAAGCUGCGAAGGCCAGUGAUUUAGCACACCUUCAAGACCUUGCAAAACUGAUAAGGGAGUAUGAACAGGUCAUCAUUGAGGAUCGGGUAGAAAAGGAGAAGACCAGGAAGAAGCUAGAACAGGACGACCUGGAGUUAAGGAGCGCCUUAAAGCUCCAAGCCUGGUGGCGAGGCACGGUGAUAAGGAAUGAAAUUGGUUCUUUCAAGAUGCCCAAGAAGGAGAAAGAUGAUAGCAAGGACUCCAAGGGUAAAGGCAAAGACAAGGAGAAGCGGAGAGGCAAGAAGUGACCAAGUUCUCUUUUCUCCUUUCCUCUGAUAAUUUGGAGAUGGAAAAGAAGACUUGAAGAGAGUAAGAAACAUCUUUAACUACCACAGGUAUCUCUAGGUUGGUUCUUUUUUGGACAUUCCCAGGUGACACCUGGUUUCCUCACUGUGCCUGUUAAUGUUAGUUUUCAAGCCCUGAAUUAGGAUUAACCAUCGAUUUAGGGCUUCCUCAUAUUUUGAUAAAAUUUUGCUCGAGCAAAGGCUCUUCUGUUUCUCGCCAGAAAGAAUGUUUAUGGGCUCAAUGACAGAUGCAUUAAAACCUGUUAUUCCUGUCAUGUCCCUGACUCGGAUUUUAUCCAGCUUCUCUAUGGCAGAAAAACCCUCAGGAGCAAAAGUGAAUAGAGUGUUCAGUAGGAAUGCUUAUCAGAGGAUAUUUGUAAAGUGUCUAGCAUGAUAUAUACACAGUAACACUUUAAUAAAUGUUAGCUCCUGCCUGCCUUUUAGAUUUGUCAUUUGUUUUUAUUGGGGGAGGAGUGGCAUGGAAUGGAAUCCAUCCAUCUUACUAUAAGCUGCUUCAGUUUUUUUCUGGGAAAUAGGCAGGGGUAUAAAUUAUAAGAUAGAAAUGAGAUGUCAGGAUGCACAACCCACAAAUAGUAAAGAUGGUGGUGGUGGGGGGCACAGGUUUUCUGGAAGUCUAGUUUGGAGAUAAUUUCGACAGCGGAGACACUAGGGUCUGUAUCUGCUUUGCUUACUCAACAGUUCCUGCCUUCUGGGGUAUUAUCAUGGAGAGAUAAGGCAUGUGAAAUACCUAACCUGUGCCUGGCACAUAGUAACAACUGACUAAAACACAGUGAGUCCACUGGGUCAUUGCAAUUGUUGUGUGUCAGCUUGGCUGGGCCAUGAUUCUCAGUGGUUUGGCAGUUAUGAUGUACUUUGGUAGUCACAGUACAGAGAUAUGAUCAUCUCUAUGAUGAGAUCUGAUAUAAUGUGAUCACUUCCAUGAUGGGAUCUGCUGUGAGUAGCCAGUUGAAAGGGUUUCCUUGGAGGUGUGGCCUACAUCCAAUUUAGGUGGGCUUGCGGCUUUUGCUCACUCUGGAUCCUGCGGCUGGCUCCUGUUCAUCCGACCUCUGGUUCUUGGGACUUGAGCUACCAGCUUACCCGUGGUCUUACCUGCCAAUCUUGGCAUUUGUUGGUCUCUGCGGCCUGUGAGCAAGAGCCCUGCUCUCUGAUCUGCUGCUCUUGGGUUUGCCAGCCCCUGCAGCUACAUGAGUCAGAAGCCUCCAGCCUGACCCACGGACUUGGGACUUCCCAGCCUCUACAACCACGUGAGUCAUUUCCUUGAUAUAAAGCAUAUAAAGAUUUAUAUGCUUUACUGGUUUUGCUUCUCUAGAGAACCCAGCCUAAGAUAAUCAUUAUUGUUUUGGCUUAUCAGAACAGAAUGUCUUGGGAUGCUAAGGCUUUCCUAUAGCACAGCUGAUAAUUUCUGAGAGUUGUUCUAAUGAGUCAGAUGUACUUCAUGAAUUAAGCCUUACCGCCAGCUCCACUUAAAGGGCAACACUGAUAUAUGUACUUCCUUAGGAGUAAAAUCUCAUCUCAAGGGCCGAUUAUGCCGACCCAGUUUCUACUGAUGUUCCUUCAAGGAAUUAAGUACCCUUUCCUUGAUUCAUCUUUGACAAGGAAACCACACUUUAGGUAUGCACAUUUUCAAAUCAGCCUUUAUUUCAUGCUACUGAAGUGUUGGCUUUUAUUUUCAUGUCAAUGUGUAAAGCAGUAUACAGGCAAUUUAAAAUAACAUACAUGAUAUUGACAUAUUUAUAUUUAGAACUUAUGCAAUAUAUUUACAGACAUACAAAUAUAAGACAAUGUUUUAAAAAAAUCUUUUACUACUUACAUGUUUACAACAUUUUCUGAAUAAGAUGAAAUACGCUGUAAACCACCUUACUGCAAUAUGUAUACAAAAAGGCUUCCAAAGAUCCAUGUUUUCCUUCAUUUCUUUAACUAUUUAAGCGCUUAAUUUUUAAAAAUUCAUCAGACUCAUCAGCAUAGCCACACAUUAGUCACUGCUGAGCUGUAGCAAGUAAGAGACACCAGACUCCUUGAUUAGCUGUAAUGUUGUAUUUAAUAAGCUGUUAAGGACAAUGACCCAUUACUAAGCAUUUUCCUAUUCUGUGGCUAGCCAAAUACAAAGACUUCUCCUUCCAUGGCCCAACAAAGCAGCAGUCAGAAACGCAAAAUGACAUACUGCAUUGGGCAAAUCUGCUGCAAAAGACCUCUUGGAAGUGUUGAAAAGCAGAGAUGUCACCUUGAGGACUAAGGUGCGUCUGACCCAAGCCAUGGUAAUUGCAUGUGAAAGCUGGACAAUGAAUAAAGAAGACCAAAGAAGAACUGAUGCCUUUGAAUUACAGUGUUGGUAAAGAAUACUGAAUACACCAUGGACUGCCAGAAGAAUGAACGAAUUGGUCUUGAAAGAAGUACAGCCAGAAUGCUCCUUAGAAGGGAGGAUGACCAGACUUCGUCUUACAUACUUUGGAUGUGACAUCAGAAGGGAUCAGUCUCUGGAGAAGGACAUCAUGCUUGGUAAAGUAGAGGAGCAGUAAAAAAGAGAAAGACUCUCAACGAAUUGGGCUGACACAGUGGCUGCAACAAUGGGCUCAAACACAGCAACAAUUAGGAUAAUGCAGGUCUGGGCAGUGUUCUGUUGUAUAUAGGGUCACUAUGAGUAGAACUGACUUGACGGCAACUAACAAUAGCAACUUCUUCCAUGAUUUGUUUCCAGACCCAGUUAUUACAAGAGAAAAUUGGUUUAGAGUGCUACGGCUCAUGAGUUUGAUGGUGUGGAAACCUGCUGACUUAUUAAACUCUCCGGAGUUGACAGGGUAGGCACUUGACCCUUUUUUCACUCACACUUUUAGUGCUGGGAAGGCCACUGUUUCAGUAGGAAGCUCCUGGAUGGUCAGGUGAGACUAUUACAAAGGUCAACUGGAGUCUGGCAAGGUGUAAAUGUUACACUGAAUUUUUCUUUCCAGGAAAAAAAAAAAGG